UUGAUAUUGAACUCUGUCAUGGUCGAUAGACUUUGAUUUGCGGAUAUUGUGUAAUAUAGCGAACAGCGCUUUCGCGAGGAAAUGGGGUCAUAAUCACCAAAAUUAUCUAAUCAUUCAUCAAACCGCUUCAAGGACUUUUGGCGGCACGCGUACGUUUUAUCAUGUUUGAAGCGAUUACUCUUAUGACAACCAACUUUUUGCGUACAUUUGUGCAACAAAUUCAUGGCAAACGAAAAAGUGACACCCUUCGCAAAACAAUGUUUCGUCACACUAGCUGUUGGCAUCAACCUCAUCGGCCAUGGAGCUGUGAUGGGGUUUGCAGCGGUCUUGCUUCCACAGAUCCAUGAGGAUUCCGGCUUUGUGGUGACAAAAACUGCUGAUUCAUGGAUAGCGUCAGUGAUAGGCCUCACGCUGCUGAUCGGCAACUUCUUCGCAGCGCCUGUGAUGGGACCUUUGGGCCGGAAGGUGGCCCACUACACUAUCAGCGUUUCCGCCAUCGUGGGUUGGCUAGUCACUAUCCUCGCCACCAGUGUUGAGGCUCUGAUUGUUGGAAGAAUAAUCCAAGGUCUUUCCUUUGGCAUGAUGCUGCCUCUUCGAUCAAUCCUCAUCGGCGAAUACACCAGCCCCAAGUACCGUGGCGCCUUCUUAACCACCGUCUCUCUAACUCAAGGCUUCGGUAUUUUCUUCGUACAUCUACUAGGAUCUCUCGUCAGCUGGCAAAAGACCGCUCUCAUCUGCGUGUUCCUACCUUUCACAAGUCUUGUCAUGACCAUCUUCUGCCCAGAAUCUCCAAGCUGGCUAGCAGCUAAAGGGAGAUACGAUGAAUGUAGAACAGUCUUCCACUGGUUGAGGGGAACCAGCGAAGAUCAAGAAUUAGAAGCUAUGAUCAAAGCGCGCCAAGAUUUUCAAGAGGACAAAGUAAACAGAAAGAAUACCACCUUGAUUGAAACAGUGAAGAAAAAAGAGUUCUACAAACCGAUUAUUUUAAUGGUGCACACGUACGCUAUGGGACAAGUAUCUGGUGCCACGUCCAUGGCGGCGUAUUCCACGACAAUAAUUAAGUUAAUCAUGAGUCCAAAUGUAAAUGCAGAAGCAUGGAUGAUAGGUCUGGACGCUCAGCGUUUAGUGGGUAACACCUUAGCGAUCUAUGUUAUCAAUAGAUUUAGAAGACGAACAAUGAUGUUCCUCACUGGAGGCAUUUCUUUUCUCAGCCAUUUAGCUAUAAUUACUUAUGUAUGUUUAAGGAAUUCUGGUGUGCUUACUUAUGAUGAAAUGUGGGUACCAGGGUUACUGGUUUGUACUCAGUUCUUUGCCAUAGCAAUUGGAAUGGGACCUUUACCCAGCGUUAUAGCAGGUGAGGUAUUUCCGCUAGAAUAUAGGAGUAUUGCUGGCACCAUUAGUAUCGUAGCUAUCGCUGGAACUCUGUUCGUGGUGCUGAAAACAUUCCAGGGGUUAGUGGACGCCCUCGGCAUUGAAGGGACGUAUGGAGUAUAUGCGGCUAUAAUCGGAUAUUCUCUGGUGGUAAUGUGGUACUUGAUGCCGGAGACAAAAGACAGAACCUUGCAGGAGAUCGAAGAUGAGUUCAAGGGGAAAUCUGAUGCGAAAGGAGAUGUUGAGGAGAAGAAGUCUUUGAAAGUAGAAUUAACUGAUAUAAAAGAGUGUGCAUAAGGUUGUAUAGCCUGACCAGGAAUAUAAAGGACCCGGUUUAGAGGAGCCAAUUUUGCUUUAUCUUUAUAAAGUUAAUGUUAUCAGUACAAGAAAUCAAUUUCAACUUUCAUAUUUUACCACAACAUAGUGAGGCUUUCUUUGUGUCCUGGUCAAGCAUUAGUAAGAAAUAUAGGCUAUAAAAGAAGCUACGGAAGAUAGCUAGAAAAAUGCUGUAAGAUCAAGCGAGCUGUAGGUACGUGGGUAAUUUGUUAAAGUUAAUCAGAGAGGGUGUAACUGUGAAUAUAUAGUUACUUACCCUCUUAAACUAAAUAUACGCUGUACCUUUAUUGCACUCAAAGUGAUGGUUCGCUCGUUUGCUUAACAUACAAACUCUACUAACAUAGGAAGAGGUGCAACUAGUGUAGCCUAUUUUCGCCGUGCGUACUUACUCUGUCCUAUGAUAUGAUAGGGUCCGAGCUUUCACCAUAUGCGGCACAAAUUCAAGACUUCGGGCUGAUACCGAGGAGAAAACCCAAUAUACUUAGCCGGGGACUAAACCCGAGACCUCAGCUAUGCAUUACAGUAAUACAACUACGUCACUGAGGCAGUGGUAGGAAAUCCUUGAAAUAUAAUCAACAUACUCACAAUAUUCAUAGAAUCGAAUAUUAGUUAGACAAAUAUGUACCUAUAAUAACUCCUGUUUACUUAAAAUUGUGUACUUAACAUUAUGGGAUCAAAAAGGCUUAUGAUGAUUAGAAGAUUUGUCGUAUUUUCGAGCAUAUAUCUUGUGAUAAUGAUCUUUUUAUCUUAAAAUCAUCUUCACGUGAUGAAUGCGACAUAUUAUAUGAGUCAGCAAAGAUUUGCUUUGACGUAAAUCGAAGUAACAUAAAUCAAAAAUAACAAUAAAUGUUCAAUUGUGAUAGAAAAUGUUCCAAUUUAAUAUGAUUAAUAUGGUGUUAUAUUCAAAUAUUUAGAGAUGUCAUUCAUUAUGAAAAUGAAGAAGAAUUAUUUAAAAAUGCAAUUACCAACGUCCAUAAGAUAUAAUACUCUUUAUAAUAUAUUAAUUUAUAAUAACAAAAUACCUCUAUUGUAGUUGGAGGUAGUAUUUAUGUAUUCCAAAUAGUUCAAUUAUUGUUAAUAAGUGUGUACUUAUAAGUAGAAUAAAUAUUUUAAAA
Messenger RNA from Manduca sexta (tobacco hornworm), 2822 nucleotides. Its product is annotated as facilitated trehalose transporter Tret1. Gene Ontology annotation, molecular function: transmembrane transporter activity. The coding region runs from base 223 to 1668 and encodes 481 amino acids. NCBI's taxonomy places the organism in Eukaryota, Metazoa, Arthropoda, Insecta, Lepidoptera, Sphingidae. Gene Ontology annotation, biological process: transmembrane transport. The record is from RefSeq and is a predicted model, not a curated record. The transcript has 5 exons. Gene Ontology annotation, cellular component: membrane.